Molecule: messenger RNA, 951 nt
Organism: Stylonychia lemnae
Lineage: Eukaryota; Ciliophora; Spirotrichea; Sporadotrichida; Oxytrichidae
Source: the annotation of a GenBank genome assembly
AUGAGUAAUAUAAGAACUUUGAACGAUUACAGGGACAAUUAAAAUAAUCAGAACUCAAAUUACUAAUAGAAUCCUCCCAGAGCUUAAGCAUAUGUAGUUGGAGGAUAAUAAAAUAGACAAUCUUAAUUAUAACACUAGGAAAGCAAAGAAACCUGCAAACCAUUAAAACUCUGCUUUUAUCUAUUUUUCCCGAAUUUCAAAUUGAAGUCUGUGACUUUUGCAUAUGUAGUUAUAUUCUUAUUGGUGUACAUCAUCGAUGAAAUUGUCCAUGCUGCUAAAAAGGCAUAAGGAGGCAAAAAUAUUAUAUCAUGGGCUUGUAUAUUAUAUGAAAGUGGAGCUAAAUUUACCUAUGCAAUUUCUAAAUAAGGGCAUCUUCAUAGACUUUUCAUGCCAAUGUUUUUGCAUUCAGGAUUUUUUCAUAUAUUUUGGAAUAUAUUCUCUUUUUUUAUGAUUGGCUUUUCAAUUGAAAAUUCUAUGGGCAAAUGGUAUAGAUAUGCAACUCUUUUAUUAAUAGGAGCUAUCGGUGGAAAUAUUUUUAGUGCUGUCAUUGAUCCGUACAAUUUUGGAGUUGGAGCAUCGACAUCACUUUUUGCCGUUCUUGCCUGUCUUUGUACUUGGUUUUAUUUGAACUAUGAUAGACUUGGACCUAUGAAAUUCCAAUAUAUGAUUUUCUUUGCAUUGAUGGUCUGCUUUGCGUUUUUAAACGGAUUUCUUUUCCCAGGGAGUGGAGUUGAUAGCUGGGGACAUAUGGGAGGAUUUCUCUAUGGGCUUGCCCUUUCAUUUAUAUUACUAAAAGGUUAAGAUAUGGCUUAGUAAAAAAGAUUGGAUAGAUUUAGAGUACCAGCAUACUUGUUCCUUAUAGUAAUAACAGCAGCUUUUACGGUAGCUAUGUUUGCAAGAAAUCUUCCUGAAUGUGAUAAAAUUGAUUGUGCUCAUAUUUGUGACAGAUGA